AAGACUACAGCCAUUGAUCAGUAGUGGUUAACUUGGCAAACUAUGGGGGCGUAGGGACAUUUUGAGAUUAUAAUGGUAGUGUGUAAUGGCACCUACUCUACAAAAUAUUAAUAUAACUCUGGAAGUUCCAUUAUGCAUCUGGACAGUAUUUAUAUGGGGAGAUGUAACUCUUACGGACUCAGACUAAAGAGGGACCAAGACAACAGGGCAAAAGCCAGACCUUCGACACAUCUCAAACCAUCAUGAAGACUACCUGCUUGGCUCUUGGGUUAUUGCUGCUGACAGUGUUCCAUUCCUAUGCUACCCCUCUUGGACUGCAAACAUCACCAGAAAGCUGCUGUUUCCGCUUCCUCAAAGUGAGUGUCCCCCACAAAAAGAUUGUCUCAAUCCAGAAGACUCACAGUGGCUGCCCCCUACCAGCAUUUGUGGUCAAAACUGUCAAGGGGAAAUUGAUUUGCUUCCAGUCGAGUGAGCGGUGGGUACAGAAAGCCUUCAACCGGCUCAAAUAGCCAGCAGCUGUGGCCACAUGUAGAGGCAUUGAGAGUUCCAGUCAUCCUUGACAACCUCCUCAUCAUCAUGACUCAAGCCUCACCAGCUCCAUGAAGACUACUCUAUCCUCGACAUACAAGCAGAGACAGAGUUUUAAUGUAGCUCACUGGAUGGCACCAAACGGUUGGUUAUCAUCUUACCCCAUGUUUCACUGUAUAUGUUCACUUUACUAUAAAAACUUUCAGAACUAUUUCCUAUAACACUUAACAAUAAGGGACAUGUUUAUCACUUUGAAAUGCAGCAAUAACUAUUUUGCAAUAUAUGGAAUUGAUAUGAGUUAAGAUGCACAUGCACGUUAUUGUGUUUUAAUGUACUGUAUGUGAGAAUCCACUGCUUUAAUAAAAGGAGAGGAAACAUUUCACUUAAGCAUAACCUUCUCAUCUUUAAUAUUAAUAAUGUACAGUUAGAGAGAACAGAUGAUAAUAAAAUGAAGAACAGAAUAAAGCUGAAGAGUGUAGAUAUAUAUAAAAAAUAAAAAUAAAAAAACAA
Molecule: messenger RNA, 1038 nt
Organism: Oncorhynchus mykiss (rainbow trout)
Lineage: Eukaryota; Metazoa; Chordata; Actinopteri; Salmoniformes; Salmonidae
Product: C-C motif chemokine 4 homolog
Biological process (GO): immune response
Cellular component (GO): extracellular region
Molecular function (GO): chemokine activity
Source: RefSeq, a predicted model, not a curated record